AAAUGCGAUAUUAUCUUUGACGCCGAAUGAUAUGGUUAAUGCUUUGCUUGUAACGUGCAUCAAUCUCAUCGAAUUCUCGUUCUCUCAUUUUCCACAUUGACUCUUUCCUUCCUGCCUUCAUAUACACACUUCACUUGCUUAAAUUUGAAAAUGGCAGCUCCCAUUAGACUAGCAUCAUGUUCUUCUCUUACUCUGCUUGCUUCAACUUCUUCGUCUUCUUCAUUCAUUUUCACUAAGUUUAGAUCUAUACCCCAUCUGGGAUUUUCAUUUUCAGUCUCUACUGCUGCAAUUUCUGUAAAUCCCUUGUUCUGUUCUCGAAGAGGAAAACGUAUGGCUCAUACAGUUGCCAAGGCCACUCUUGGCCUCACUCAUCCUGCCGAUAUCGAAUCCCCCAAGAUCUCUUUCGCUACAAAAGAAAUCGAUUUGGUCGAUUGGAAAGGAGACAUUCUAGCAGUUGGUGUAACCGAAAAAGACAUGAUAAAAGACGAAAACUCGAAGUUCCAAAAUCUUCUCCUGAAGAAGCUCGAUUCUCAAUUAGAUGGAUUAUUAUCUGAAGUAUCAACCGAGGAAGAUUUCACUGGAAGAGUAGGACAAUCAACUGUUCUUAGACUUCCGGGUCUUGGAACCAAACGGGUCAGCUUAAUUGGGCUUGGCAAAGGCCCAAUAACUUCAUCUUCUUCCAUUUCUGCUUAUCGAAGUCUUGGUGAAUCUGUUGCUUCAUCUGCUAAAGCUUCUCAAGCUAACAAUGUCGCUGUUGCUCUUGCUUCAUCACAAGACUUUACUCCUGAGUUGAAACUCACUACAGCUUCAGCAAUAGCAACUGGUGCAUUGUUAGGGACAUAUGAAGAUAACAGAUUUAAAUCCGAGUCGAAGAAACCUUCUCUCAAGUCAAUUGACUUUCUUAACCUUGGAGGUGGACCCGAAUUAGAAAAGAAACUCAAGUACACAGAGCAUGUUUGCUCAGGGGUAAUUUUGGGAAAAGAGCUUGUAAAUGCACCUCCCAAUGUACUUACCCCUGGGGUAUUAGCGGAAGAAGCUGAAAAAAUUGCUUCAACAUAUAGCGAUGUUUUUAGUGCAAAAAUUCUUGAUACAGAGCAAUGUAAAGAGUUGAAAAUGGGUUCUUUUCUUGGUGUUGCUGCUGCUUCUGAAAACCCUCCUAAAUUUAUACAUUUAUGUUAUAAACCUCCAACUGGAUCCAUUAAAACCAAGCUUGCAUUGGUGGGGAAGGGGUUGACUUUUGACAGUGGUGGCUAUAACAUCAAGACUGGGCCUGGUUGUUUAAUAGAGCUGAUGAAGUUUGACAUGGGCGGCUCUGCAGCGGUUUUAGGUGCUGCAAAAGCUCUUGCUCUAAUUAAACCACCAGGAGUCGAGGUUCAUUUUAUUGUAGCAGCUUGUGAGAAUAUGAUAAGUGGGACAGGUAUGAGGCCUGGGGACAUAUUAACAGCUUCAAAUGGGAAAACAAUUGAGGUUAACAACACGGAUGCAGAAGGUAGACUUACCCUUGCUGAUGCUCUAGUAUAUGCUUGUAACCAAGGUGUAGAUAAGAUUGUUGAUUUGGCGACACUGACUGGAGCAUGUAUAGUUGCUCUUGGGCCUUCAAUUGCAGGCAUCUUUACACCGAAUGAUGAAUUAGCAAAAGAGGUGGUUGCCGCCUCGGAAGUCGCCGGAGAAAAACUUUGGAGGUUGCCGAUGGAGGAGAGUUACUGGGACUCGAUGAAAUCAGGGGUGGCUGAUAUGGUCAACACUGGCGGCCGCCAGGGCGGCUCUAUUACUGCCGCCCUUUUCUUGAAACAGUUUGUUGAUGAAAAAGUGGAGUGGUUGCAUAUUGACAUGGCUGGACCUGUUUGGAAUGAUAAGAAGAAAGCAGCAACAGGUUUUGCUGUUCCUACUUUGGUCCAAUGGGUUGUUGCCAACUCAUCAUCUUAAACUUUUUAAUUUUUGUUAGAUAGAUGGAAAAGUUUGUUGUUUUGAUAAAAAGAAACAAAAUGUUUCAACAUGAUUGAAAAUUUGGACUUUGUUAUAAGAAAAAAGGAUAUGGAAUGGAACUCUUUCAAGAUUUGUGAUUUGUAGUGUUUUAAAAGCUUAGUUUUUG
Molecule: messenger RNA, 2092 nt
Organism: Lactuca virosa
Lineage: Eukaryota; Viridiplantae; Streptophyta; Magnoliopsida; Asterales; Asteraceae
Source: the annotation of a GenBank genome assembly